Molecule: messenger RNA, 9644 nt
Organism: Contarinia nasturtii (swede midge)
Lineage: Eukaryota; Metazoa; Arthropoda; Insecta; Diptera; Cecidomyiidae
Gene: rhea
Product: talin-2
Exons: 16
Coding region: 489-8774 (2761 amino acids)
Biological process (GO): cell-cell adhesion
Cellular component (GO): ruffle; plasma membrane; cytoskeleton
Molecular function (GO): actin filament binding; structural constituent of cytoskeleton; integrin binding
Source: RefSeq, a predicted model, not a curated record
UAGGCCUAACCGUUCAAGUGAAUAGACACGAAAUUCGGCGAGCUCCGCGGUUUCAACAAACCAAACAGAAAAUAUAAAUAUAUUUUUCUCACUUGGAAUCUUUUAAAAGAGAUGGAAUUUUUUUUAUAUUGAAUUCUGUUUAUCACAAAGUGUUAACUUGUUCAGUUUAACAUAUUUUCAUGGCCGUAAAACUGAUUUUAAUAACUAGUUGUUUCAAUAAAAGACCAUCACCAACGUUUUAUAAAGUUGUGAUAAAUUAUUUCAUUCUAAAUGGAUAAACAAAUUUAUUCCAAAAUAUUUCGAUAUUAAACCUAUUUCGGACCAUUUUUUUUAAUAUCGAAAUCAUGAAAUUAAAUUACAUUUUUUAUCAAAUUUUCACAAAGUUUAAAACGUAACUUUAACGUAAAGAGCCGAAAGAAAUCGUAAAGUGCGUGAAAAUGUGAACACAAUAUCGAGUGAAAUCGGUACGAUUUUGAUUAAAGGCACAAAUGGCUACACUAUCCCUGAAAAUUAGCCUUGAGGGUGGUGCUGUUACUAAAACAAUUCAAUUCGAUCCACAAAUUACUGUUUUCGAUGCUUGCAAAAUAAUACGAGAGAAAUUCGCUGAAGCCAUUCACGGGAAACCCUCCGAAUAUGGUCUUUUUCUAUCGGAUGAUGAUAACAAGCAAGGGGUUUGGUUGGAAUCGGGUAGAAAUUUAGGCUAUUAUUUGCUUCGCAAUCAUGAUGUGCUCGAAUAUCGUCGUAAAUUGCGUACAUUACGUGUUCGCAUGUUGGAUGGUGCUGUUAAAACCAUUCUCGUUGAUGAUUCACAACCGGUAUCACAAUUGAUGGUUGUAAUUUGCACAAAAAUCGGUAUCACAAAUCACGAGGAAUACGGUCUUGUGCGCGAGGAAAACGAUCAACAAAAUGAAAAUUUGCCGGACAAUAAAACGGGCACAUUGACGCUUCGCCGAAAAUUUGCGGAAAAAGAUCGCGAUGCCAAAAUGGAAAGUUUAAGAAAAAAACUGAAGACAGAUGAUGAAAUCGUUUGGGUUGAUAUAGGAAAAACAUUACGUGAACAAGGCAUCGACGAAUCGGAAACCGUUUUGUUGAAACGUAGAUUCUUCUUCUCCGAUCAAAAUAUCGAUUCAAGAGAUCCCGUUCAACUAAAUUUGUUAUACGUUCAAGCUCGAGAUGCAAUUUUGGAUGGCACCCAUCCGGUUACACAAGAAAAAGCUUGCGAGUUUGCCGGCAUUCAAGCACAAAUUCAAUUUGGCGACUACAUCGAAAGCAAACACAAAUCAGGAUUCCUUGACCUUAAAGAAUUUUUGCCGCAAUCGUACUCUCGCGUCAAAAAUAUUGAGAAAAAAGUGUUUUCCGAACAUCGAAAACAUAUCGGUUUGUCUGAGCUAGAUGCAAAAGUUUUGUACACAAAGACCGCACGUGAAUUGUCGACGUAUGGCGUUACCUUCUUCUUGGUCAAAGAAAAGAUGCAUGGCAAAAAUAAGCUGGUGCCACGUUUGUUGGGCGUUACGAAAAGCUCCGUCUUACGUUUGGAUGAACGUACCAAAGAAAUUCUGAAAACAUGGCCAUUAACCACGGUUCGUCGAUGGGGAGCAUCACCAAAUACAUUCACCCUGGAUUUUGGUGACUAUGCAGACCAAUACUAUUCGGUUCAAACAACCGAAGCCGAGCAAAUUGUCCAACUUAUUGCCGGCUACAUCGAUAUCAUUUUAAAGAAAAAACAAAACAAAGACCACUUUGGACUUGAAGGUGACGAAGGUUCAACUAUGGUUGAAGAAAGCGUCGCACCAUCAAAGGCAACGUUUCUUCAAUGUGAAGAGAAUCGUGUUGGAAAGGUUGUUAUGGAAUCAGUGGCCAAACCGGCCAUUAUUCGCGCUUCAGAUGGUGAAAGACCAUACGUUCAUCAAGAAGUUCAAUCGAUUCAAUAUGGAGCAUUCAUUGGCCAAGUGAAUAUGGCACAUCAACCGCCAACGCUUAAAGAAACACGAAUAAAUACCGUGCAUUCCGAGCCACAGCGUGGACUUUUUGGUUACAUAUCGGCUGGACAGGAAGCAAUUCGUAUAGCAGAAGAAGAAUUGCUAACCAAAGUGCCACUACCCGAUAUGCAUUCGAUUGAAUGGCGUGAAAAUAGAUUGGACACAUCAAAACAUGCGGUCAGUGUUCAUAUAGCAAGCGUAAAUGCUGCCACGGCCCAAGUUGUGACUGCUACACAGCCUGAUGACGUUGAUCAUGAAGUUAUCAGUCAAGCUGUUUCACAAAUUACCGAAAGCAUACCCGAAGUUACAAAAGAGGUUCGUUUGCUGGCCGCAUUAAUGGACGACGACAAUAGUGGCAAUAAAUUGCUGGAUACGGCACGUAAAUUGUGUAAUGCAUUAAGCGAUUUAUUGAAAGCGGCUGAACCCGAAAGCAAAGAACCACGUCAAAAUCUUUUGAAUGCUGCCAGUCGUGUUGGCGAAGCAAGUGGCAAAGUUUUAACAACAAUUGGCGAAGAAACACCCGAAAAUCGUGACAUUCACGAUAUGCUUUUGGCAUUAGCUAAAGCCGUUGCAAAUACAACUGCUGCUUUGGUUCUUCGUGCCAAAUCAAUUGCGGCCGAAUGCGACGAUGACGAAAAGCGUAACAAAGUGAUUGGAGCGGCAAGUCAAUGUGCAUUGGCCACAUCACAAUUGGUUGCAUGCACAAAGGUCGUUGCACCAACCAUUCAAAAUGCCAGUUGUCGCGAUUCACUCGAAGCAGCUGCUCGUGAAGUGGCCAAAAGUGUUUCGAAUUUGGUCGAUGCAUGUAAAUUUGCCAGCGAGAGUCCACAAUUGAAAGGUGACCUAAUGGCCGCUGCAAAAGAAGUAUCACGAUCACUUGGAGACUUGUUGGACUACCUCAAACAAACAUCGAAAGAACGUUUAGCUACUGACGAUGAGAAUCCAGUUGAGAAGAUUUUGGUAACAACCGAUAAGCUGGUGUCAAGCGUUGAUGCACAGGAAAUGGUGCGUCAGGCUCGUGUACUUGGUCAAGUCACCGCUCAAUUGAUUCAAUCGAUCAAAAGUGAAGCCGAACAAGAGAAAGAACCAGGCGAACAACAUCGUUUAUUGGCCGCUGCCAAAAAAUUGGCCGAUGCAACGGCAAAAAUGGUGGAAGCGGCACGUCUAUGCGCCAGCAGCCCCAAUGACACAAUUCAUCAAACGGACCUUCGUAGCGCUGCCGAAGAAUUGCGUGAUAUUACCACAUCGAAAGCAAACACACCGGCCAUUAAGCGUCAAAUUAUUCAACGUUUAGAAAAUUGCGCUAAGGAUGCUGCAUCAUAUGCGACACAAUGUAUUUCGGCUUCACACAAUGCGAUCGCCUACAGUGACGAUUCACAUACAAAAGAACAAUUGAUGCAAGAUUGUGGCAUUGCCACCGAGUAUAUUCCAUCGUUGGUCAAUGGUGUUAAAACUUCCAUUGUCAAUCCAAACGAUUCAAAAUCACAAUUGAAUCUCAUUGAAAUCUCGGAACAAUUCAUCGAUGCUGGUAACAAUGUUGCAUCAUCGGCCCGUGCAUUCUAUCCAACCGUUAAGAAUCACGUUGCAUCGCAAACACUUUCGGACAGUGCCAUGAAUUUGAAUCAUUCAAUUAAUGAAUUGGGUUCGGCCGCACGUCGUGCACGUGAAGCAUGUAGUGGACAAGAGCUUGAUUCGGCCAUUGAUUGUGUUAACAAUCUACGUAAUGUAUUGAAUGAUACACGGACAUCAUAUUUGAAUAAAGAACUUCGACCACUUCCAAAUGAAACAUCCGAUAACACAUCACAGCAAUUGACCAAGAGUGCAAAAGCUGUUUCGUUGGCACUUUCGCAACUUUUGGCAGCCAUUUCUCAGGAAGAACGCAUGUAUGCUGGUGUUGCUGGUCGUGAUUUGGCAUUGUCAUUGGGCGAUUUUACGAAAAAUGUUCGUGGUGUUAUUGCCACCGGCGGCAAUUCUGAUAUUAUCGAAUCGGCCGAUCAAGUCAUCAUUAAUACGCUUCGUGUAAUGGAAGAGGCACAACAAGCAUUGGAUAACCCAGAAAAUGGUCCAACAUUGCAUCAAUGUGCUCGCGAUGUAACGAACGCUCUUCAAAAUUGCAUUGAAUGUCUGCCAGGCCAACGUGAAGUCGACGAUGCCUUGCGGAAUGUCAACGAAUUAAGUGAAAUCAUCAAUUUGGGCGAAUAUCCACCAACCGAUAAGUCGUACGGUCAACUCCAAAAUGAGCUCAGAACGGCCGCAAAUAAUUUGAAUGAGGCCAGCGGUGAGGUGGCCAAAGCAUACUCAAGCCCACCAUGGCUUGCGGUUGUGUCGCAAAACUAUAGCGUUGUUUACAAAGAUUUACUAUCAUGUGUACUUGAAAUGGCCGGUCAAACAAUCGAUACCAUUGCACAAACUAACAUCAUGAAUGGAUUGCGUGGCGUUUCGGCUACAUCGGUAUCUCUACUGUCGACAGCAAAAUCCAUUGCAAGCGAUCCAAAUCAAGUCAAUGCAAAGGGUCAACUAUCACAAGCAUCACGAACUGUUACCGAUAGCAUCAAUUAUUUGGUAGACGUUUCAACACAAGCGGCUCCAUGUCAAAAAGAAUGCGACAAUGCCAUUCGUUCGAUUGAAGCACUUCGUCCCUUAUUGGAUAAUCCAACCGAACCCAUAAACGAUCAAGGUUACUAUGAAUGUGUUGAAAAUGCCACGGAAAAAUCACGUCAAUUGGGCAUUGCCAUAUCCGACACAUGCAAUCAGGCCAAGAAUGCUGACACAGAAUUCGGACAUUCAGUAAAUCAAGUUUCGGAGGCACUUCGCAGUUUAAUUGAGUCAGCCGCACAAGCAAGUUAUCUAAUUGGUGUUUCGCAUCCAACCAGCUCAUCUGGUCGUCCAGGUAUCAUUGAUCAGACGCAAUUGUAUCGUGCCUAUCAGGGUAUUCGUCAAAAUUGCGACAUUGUUAGCAGUUUGAAUACAACCAAACAGCAAAAGAUUACUGCUUUGACAGCCGUCGCUAAGCAAACGUCAUUUUUGUGCACUGUAUGUCGUCGCGCCAGCUUGAACACAUCGAAUCCAGUUGCAAAGAAUGAAUUCAUCGAAGGUGCAAAAUCGGUGGCCAACACCACCGCCGAUUUAGUUGCUCAAGUCAAAGCAUUGGAAGAUGAAUACAGUGCACCGUCACGUGCUCAAUACGUUGAACCAUUAUUGGAAGCUGUAAAUUCGUUGUGUCAAUAUGCAUCGCAACCGGAAUUCAUUUCGAUACCGGCAAAGAUAUCCGAUGAAGGUUAUCGUGCCCAAGAGCCAAUUUUGCAUGCUGGUCGUGGUGUUGUCAAUGGUGUCGUUGAAAUGGUUAAAGCCGUCAAAUCUUUAGCGGUCGCUCCAAAAGAUCCAGCCGUUUGGCAACAAUUAUCAUUGCGUAGUAAACCAGUUUCGGAUAGUGUACGCAAUUUAGUGGACAGUAUUCGUGAAAAGGCACCCGGACAAGCUCAAUGCGAUAAUGUACUCGAAACGAUCAAUACAUGUGCACGUGAUCUGGAUACAGCUUCCAUUUCGAUUGGUGUACAAGGUUUGCCAAAGCGUCAAGACAAUAAUUUACAAGGAUUCACCAGUCAAAUGUUGAACGCAUCGGCCGAAUUGCUCGAUAAACUUGAACCAAUUAAAUCGGCUGCCAAACGUAAUGCCGAAAGUUUGGGACAUGCUGUUACCGAAAUUUCACGUUACAUUGUACCAUUGACACAGAGUGCAAUCGGUGCUAGUUCACACAUUGUUCAUUCGAAUAAGCAAAUUUUGUUGAUCGAUCAAACGAGAUCAGUGGUUGAAAGUUCACGUGAAUUGGUUGAAGUGGCCAGAGAGGCUGGCGGUAAUCCACGGGCAACACAACUUCAUGGUCGUCUCGAUGAUGCUGUCGAUAAUACACGUGAAAUUAUCCAAGAAUUGAAUACAACCGUUGAGAAAUUGUCAACGGAGAGUGGCAUCGUAAGCGGUUUAAUGGAGCAAAUUUAUCGUGCAAUGUCACGCAUCACCGAUAAACGUCAAUCGGUAUUCAAUGCAACGGUGAGCACCAGUUUUGUUGAUUAUCAAACACGUAUGGUACAAAGUGCCAAGGAAAUUGCCCGGUUGGCAAAUGAAAUGAAUGCCAAGGCUGCAUUGGAUCCAUCGAAAUUGGCACAACCAUCGGUUGAUAUAACACAUCAUUAUACACAACUCGCUCAUGAUUCAAUUGGUGCAUCGCAUGUAACCAAUUCAUCGGAUUCGGCAGUGCGUAUCAAACAAUCCGUUCAAGAUUUGGGACGAUCGAUUGGUACAUUGAUUCAAGCCAGCAGCGGUGCAAGAGUUGACGAUGCAUAUUCAUUGACUGAAAUUUCAUCAUCGGCUCGAAGUGUAUCGGAGAAAGUGUCACAAGUUUUGGCCGCUCUCCAAGCUGGAUCAAGAGGAACACAAGCAUGUAUUAAUGCUGCAAAUACGGUAUCGGGUAUCAUUGGCGAUUUAGAUACAACAAUCAUGUUUGCAACGGCCGGCACUUUGCAUUCAGACAAUGAUGGCAAUUUUGCCGAUCAUCGUGAGCACAUUUUGAAAACGGCCAAAGCAUUGGUUGAAGAUACAAAAGUGUUGGUGGCCGGAGCGGCUGGUUCACAAGAUCAACUUUCGAAUGCUGCACAAAAUGCGGUUACAACCAUUAUUCAACUUGCGGAUGCUGUAAAACGUGGCGCAUGCAGUCUUGGUUCAAAUCAACCUGAAUCACAAGUGAUGGUCAUAAAUGCGGUGAAAGAUGUUGCAUCGGCACUCGGCGAAUUGAUCAAUACAACAAAGAAUGCGGCCGGAAAGCCGGUUAACGAUCCAUGCAUGCAAGAUCUAAAAGAAAGUGCACGGGUUAUGGUUCUCAAUGUCUCAUCACUUCUAAAAACUGUAAAAGCAGUCGAGGACGAGCAUACACGUGGAACACGUGCAAUGGAAGCAACUGUCGAAGCAAUUUCUCAAGAGAUUCGGAUGAUUAAAUCGCCAGUUUUGCUUGGUACACCACCAAACACACCGGAAGAUUUGAUUCGUGUCACAAGAAAUGUAACAUUAGCAACAGCAAAGGCAGUUGCAGCUGGUGCAUCAAAUCUUCAAGAUGAUAUCGUGGCAGCGGCCAAUUUGGGUCGCCGUUCCAUAUCGGAAAUGUUGGCCGUGUGUCGAUCAGUUGCAUGGAAUUGUGCCGAAACACCCGAACUACGACAACGAACAUUGAAUGCUGGUACAGCUGUUGCAACAUCAUACAAAGAAUUGCUGGAAGGUGUUUUACGCGGUUGUCAUGCCGACGAGCGAAUGCAUCUAUCGAGACAAGUUGCAAAAUAUGUUACCGAUUUAGUUGCGAUGGCACAACUUUUGAAAGGUUCCGAUUGGGUUGAUCCCGAGGAUCCAACAGUUAUUGCUGAAAAUGAGCUGCUUGGUGCAGCCGCUUCAAUUGAUGCUGCCGCCAAAAAAUUGGCCAACCUUCGACCACGUCGACAACUUGAAGCAAAGGAAGCCGACUAUAAUCUACAAUUUGAUGAAAUGAUUUUGGAAGCGGCACGUGGUAUUAUGGCUGCAUCAUCGGCACUGGUACGUGCAGCAAAUGCAGCCCAAAGAGAAUUAAUUGAUCAAGGAAAAGUGGCACGUUCACCGCAUAUUUCCUCAGACGAUGGUCAAUGGUCGGAAGGUUUAAUUUCGGCCGCCCGAUUGGUUGCUGCUGCAACGCACAGUUUAGUGGAAGCUGCUCAAAAUCUUGUUCAAGGUUUAGGCACCGAAGAAGUACUUAUAUCAUCCGCUAAACAAGUAGCUGCAUCGACAGCUCAACUUUUGAUUGCAUGCAAAGUGCGAUCGGAUCCAAAUUCAGAAACCGGUCGACGUUUGCAAGCGGCUGGCAAUGCUGUUAUUAAAUCAACUGAUAAUUUGGUGCGAGCCGCCCAACAAGCGCUCGAUAUGGAAGAAGAGCAUAUUCUUAAGAUAAACACAAGUAUGGUUGAUGGUAUGGCUCAGGAAAUAAAUGCACGAUCCGAAGUUAUUAAGAUGGAAAAACAAUUGGAAGAAGCAAGAAACAAAUUGUGUGCCAUUCGACAAGCAAAAUAUCGUCAUCGAAAUGCCAUCCACGGUUUGGACGAUAGUGAUCAUGAUGAUUAUGUACCACCACCGCCACCACCAUUGCCAAAUUACCAAGUCUACAGCAAUAGUCGAUUCAAUGAUUCAUCGAACAGUAGUAAUUUAUACAGCACUUUCAAUCCGAAUAGACAACCACAACACCAACAACAACAUCAACAACACCAUCUUCCACCGCCACCACCACCGCCAGAGGUUCCAUCACGUUUCAAUCGAUCCGUACUGACAGGAAAUGCCACGCCACGGCCCUAUCACUCAGAUAAUAUAUACGGUUCACCAGUGUCACCAUUAUUAACAUCGACUUUUAGACAUGAUCACAGCGAAAAAAAUAAACAGCUCGAAGCUUGUGUACAAGAUUUACAUGAGAAAACAUUUGGCAAAAGUGGCGUGGUUCCAUUGAGCACAUUCAAACAAGUACCAUUCUCAAGUGAAACGAAUAAGAAUGACCAAUCAAAAUCAGAACAAACCUACGAGGGUUUUACAACAAGAUAUGAAACCAAAUGCUUCCAAAGAAAUUUAUCGCCGAACGUUCAAAUGGAGUUGCCGACAGAAAACCUGUCCCAAAUGUCUAUAAAUAGCGGCAUCACCAAAUCAGUAUCUACCAUGGCUAGUUCAACGAGUAUCAAGCGCGUAACCGGAAGCCAAAAAGUAACAACAUCUUUUAAUUCCAUUGAGCGAAAGAACUAAACCAAUCACACACAUACACGCAUCAUAGUCGAAUGGUUUUUCUUCUAAAAAAAAUAUAGCAAAUUAAAAGCACCAACAAAACAAAGCGAUAAAAAUCAAAAUCUUAAAACGAAAACGAACACAUACAUUUAAUCAAAACGAAUUAAAAAUGCUUUUUUCUAAUCAACAAUAUAUACUUCCAUAUUAGGAAUCAUGAAAACGUAACGAUUUACAUUUUUUUUUAACAAACAACACACGUUCACAAUUUAGCAGUGUUUUAAUUAACCAAAAAAAAGAGAACAAACGAUUAGCCGAAAAAGCAGAAAAACUAUAAUGCCAAAAAAUGAGAAUUCAAUGAAAACGCAACAAUGAAGAAUUUUUAUUUGUAAAAAAAUACACGCAAAUUAACUCAGUUGUUGUUCCUCUGAAAAAAAGAAAAGAAAUUUUGUAUCGUUUGUCUUCGGAGAGAAUUUCCUUACCAAAAUGGAAAACUAUUGUAUUUAACAUAUCAAAGUAUUUAUUUUUUUAAUUGAACAAUCGACAGUCAAGAAAUUGAAAUUAUUGAAUCAUUUGUGGACGCGUCUAUUUUUUAUUAUUCAAAGAGGACAACACGCAAAUUUUAUGUACUACAUAAUAAAAGAAAUUUAUAUAUCUAUUUUUGUAAGCUUGAAAUGCAGGAAAUAAAAAGAAACAAACAUUGAUGAAGAUUAUGAAAAAAAAAGUCACAAAGUGCCAGAAAAGUUUUUUAAACAAAUAAAAUCUAUAUUGAACGACAAUUGAUCCAAAACACAAGGACGACCGAUAGAAAGGGAAAAAGAGAAUUAUUUAAAUUGUAUUUUUUAAAAAUGAAUUCUAUUUUUUUAAGAAAUAAAUUCUAUGCUUAAUAUUCAA